Messenger RNA from Helianthus annuus (common sunflower), 1909 nucleotides. RefSeq lists its product as uncharacterized. The record is from RefSeq and is a predicted model, not a curated record. Gene Ontology annotation, biological process: nuclear pore organization. The coding region runs from base 135 to 1715 and encodes 526 amino acids. The transcript has 4 exons. Gene Ontology annotation, molecular function: protein-macromolecule adaptor activity. Gene Ontology annotation, cellular component: nuclear pore transmembrane ring. Lineage: Eukaryota; Viridiplantae; Streptophyta; Magnoliopsida; Asterales; Asteraceae.
UUCAUCUAUGCCAUAGAUGAUAUUGCAUCUUCCCGCCCAUUCCCAAACCCCAAAUUGCUUAUUUGCUAAUUGCUUGCUGUAGUUUCUGCCGCCGUUGCUUCCUUCCUUCCAGUGGGAGAAGAAGAAGAAGAGUGAUGAUCGGAAGACUAGAAAAUGGAGGGCACCAUACGAUGAUCAAAGACCGAUUUCUAGGGUUUCUAAUCUGGCAGUCAUUCCAGUCCACACUCGUCUACUUCCUCGCCAAAACCCUAUUCCUCCCAUCCACCACCACCACCACCACCAUCACCAUCAUCCUUUCCUUCUUCUUCUUCCACCUCUCUCUUCUCCUCUUCUCCUCUUCCCUCUUCCUCGUGUCCUCUCCUCAGCCCGUUGCCGGAGUUUCCCCUGUCGAACUCUUCUUUGGCCUGCUUAGACUCGUAUUUGUGUAUGGAGGCCAGCCCUUGCCUCCUGAUUUCAGACGGAGGGCUAGGGUUACGCUGCGAUUUUUAUUCUUUGUAGGCUCCUCUGCGGUCUCUGCUUAUCUGGCUGUGCUUUGCCUUUGUGGAGGAGGCACAUUAGGGCUUAGGGGUUUGCUUCUUGGAUUCAUUUACGGACCGCAUUAUGUCUUCACCAGGAGAUGGGUUUUGGACUUCCCCAUCCUUCAGCGGCCUCUUUUCUUCAGCUAUAAAAUGGGCGUUCAGAAGGCAGUUGUAAAAGCCAUUAGUCUUUCAAGCACUGGAUAUUUAGUCUCUUUGGUGGUACCAAUAUUUAUUAGUGACCGCAAGGAGACAAUGCGGGAUCUCGUCCUUGAGCAGAUUGUUUUCUACUUUGCAUCAUGUGUGGUGUUUCUCUGUUGGGAACUGAAUCGCCAUUUGCUUCAGGUGUUUCUUACAAGGAGGUAUAUGUUUGCUCCCCCUAAAGGGUCAGCAGCAGCAGCAACGAACCCAAGUGAUCAUCUUCUUGCAGCUUUGGAGAACACGACGGAAAGAUCAUUUGUGCAUCAUCUUGCUUAUCUUGAUCUGUGUAUGGUGAGCGAGAGUAAUGUUGACACAUGGCGUCGAGCUGCGUUUUUUGAAGAAACUGGGGAGACCUACAAAAAGGUGAUAGCUGUAUGUUUGAAGCCCUUGGAACAGCUCACUUUGGAUUUGACUGAGGGGCUCGGAAGUUCUCUCGAGAAGUCAACGUUCCAACUGUCUCAUCAGUUACGCUCAGCUGCUGAGCUGUCUUCAGUUUCAGGACUCCAUGAACCAUUUUAUGACUUUCAGGUAUGUGCUUGGAGUGCGCGUAUUGCAUCCUCACUAACAAUACGGUCCCACAAAGAAGAUCGUUUGGGGGUUGCCCAACUCUCUGGUUGCAAUGCUGCUACAAUCACCACUCUUCUGUCUUGUUUAUUAGCUGUUGAAACUUUAAUGGGUAAAAAGACCAACCUCCAACCAUCUAACGCCCAAUAUCCCGCCAAUAUCAAAUGGGCCGCAUUAAGCCCAACAACAGCAACAACAGUUGGCAUCAUACCAAACAAGAAAGACAGCCCACACUAUGCAAAAGCAUAUUCCAUGGCCGACAUUCUCAGGACUUCAAUUUACCAAAUCGUGUCAAAUUUCCAUCACGAAAUGAUUACCAGUUCGAAAAAUGGAUUGCUUGAAAAGGAUUGGGUUAGUAAUGGUAAGCCUUUGUAUGGAAGCCGUGAGCUUAUCUUACACAAGCUAAGAAUGUUUCUUGAAUUUCAAGCUAACUAGCUGUUUAAGGCUCAGGAAUGCUAGCUGUUGAUGUGUCUGUCUGUCCUUUUGCUUCCAUCUUUUUUCACCACUCUAAUGAAUGUACUACAAACAUACGACGUUGAGACCUUAAAACGAGAGUUAUUGAAUUCAUCAUAUCAGGCUUUUUAAUUUUGUAAUCUCAAAAUCAUUCCUUGAGGAUGAUUCUUCUCUUU